ACAUCACCUGCAUUCGGAUGAGUCGCGGAUCGAAACUUUUUUUCAAGCCCACCCCGAUCUGACAUGGAGGACUGGGCCAGGUGGCCGAAAGUGAAAGUUCUCGUGGCAGCUCUUGAGAAACCAGCAACAACUCCUCCUGAAAUCAAUCACUGCUCCAGUCCUGAAAGCUUUGACGUAGACGAUGGUUCACCUCAGCCCCGCACUUUAUUGGACGCUGCUAGUCCCUCUGCUGGGCUUUUGGUACAAAGUUUUCCCCAGCGACGAGAGUCUUUCUUGUAUCGGUCUGAUCACGAUGUCGAUACUUCUCCGAAAUCAGCUUCAAGACACUCUUCGCAGGGUAGUGACACGGAAGAACUCAUCGUGACACCAUUCGCCCAAAUUUUGGCAAGUCUGAAAAUUGUGAGGAAUAACUAUGUAUCCCUUACAAAUGCAAGUCCAACAAAGAAGAAACUAUGUGGUAGUCCAGGGAAUAGUGCCACAACAACGCCCAAAACUUCUCUUACGGAAGAAGAAGAGGAAAGGUUGGCGUGUGAAACGCUCGAUGAAUUGGAUUGGUGCUUGGAACAACUGGAAACGAUUCAAGCUCAUCGGUCCGUUGGUGAUAUGGCCUUUAGUAAAUUUAAAAAAAUGCUGAACAAGGAGCUAAGUCAUUUUUCAUCAGAAUCCAAAUCUGGCAGUCAAAUAUCAGAUUAUAUUUGUAGUACUUUCUUAGGUAAGGAACCAAAUGAUAAGAAGCAAGAGUUCGACCUCGAUACUUUGAAAGAGGAAGAGGAAGAAGAAACCGAAGAAAUUCAAAUCGCACCUCUUCCGAAGUCAAAGGGUAAAGCUGGAAGAGCCAUGUCCAGAAUUUCUGGCAUAAAGAAAACAGUUUGUCAUAGUAAUAGCUUUAGCGUAUUGCCCAAGUAUGGAGUAGAAACUGCUAGGGAAGAAGAAUUGGGAUGCCUAUUAGAGGACGUUGAUCGAUGGGGCGUCGACAUAUUCAGAAUAGCUGAAUGUUCAAACAAUCAUCCGCUGACAGCUGUCAGUUACAAAAUUUUUAGGGAUCGAGAGUUGUGUAAAACGUUCAAGAUUCCAUCAAAAACUCUCAUAAAUUUCCUUUUAAAUCUUGAAGAUCAUUAUCUGAAAGUGCCCUAUCACAACAGUAGUCAUGCAGCAGACGUCACACAAUCAGUUCAUGUGUUAUUGCUAAUGCCUGCAUUAGAGUCUGUGUUUUCCGACUUGGAGGUGUUGGCGAUUCUGUUUUCCGCAGCCAUUCACGAUGUAGAUCAUCCUGGUGUCACAAACCAGUAUCUAAUAAAUUCAAGCUCCGAGCUUGCUCUCAUGUAUAAUGAUGAAUCAGUAUUGGAAAAUCAUUCAUUAGCAGUAGCGUUCAAACUACUACAAGAUGAAAACUGUAACAUCUUUGCCAGUUUGAACAAAAAACAAAUGCUGAGUCUAAGAAAAAUGGCUAUUGACAUGGUUCUUGCAACGGAUAUGUCAAAGCAUAUGAAUUUAUUAGCAGACUUGAAGACUAUGGUUGAAACUAAGAAAGUUGCAGGGUCUGGAAUGGUACUAUUAGAUAAUUACACGGAAAGGAUACAGGUCUUGCAGAAUAUGGUACAUUGUGCGGAUCUGAGCAAUCCAACUAAACCUUUAGACAUCUAUAAACAAUGGGUUAGCCUAAUUAUGGAAGAAUUCUUCCAGCAAGGAGACAAAGAAAGGAGCCAAGGAAUGGAUAUAAGUCCAAUGUGUGAUAGGCAUACGGCAACAAUAGAAAAAUCUCAGGUGGGAUUCAUCGACUACAUUGUUCACCCUCUGUGGGAAACUUGGGGUGACCUAGUGCAUCCUGAUGCCCAAGAUAUUUUAGAUACACUAGAAGAAAAUAGAGACUGGUAUCAAAAUAUGAUUCCCAUAAGUCCAUCAAGCAGUCGUCAAAACAUCCUCGAGGAAUCACCUCCUAGCUCCAGCAAAGAACCAAUCAAGUUUCAGGUAACUUUGGAAGAGCCUGAAGACUACGAAGAAGAAGAGGACCUCAGUGAAACGCUGUAAGAUCACAGCAUCUGUGAACGAAAGUUCUCCAAUUUGCUACCUGAAUGAAGACGAAUUCUUCAGAACUGAUGAUGACCCGUCCCAAAGAAACAGAUAAUUAUAAAUAAUAAGUGUUCGAUUUACUUAUUGGGUUCGGUCGCUGGAAAUAAGAGAGAUGAGACUCGCACCAUAUUCAGAAGAUUCCUAUGUCAGAAACAAAACUAAAGCGAGAAAAUUACAAUUGGAAGGUUAUUUUUUGAAAUUCUUCAAUGUAUUGCUCUUGCUUGGUACAAGAGCUCGCGCUUCGUUUACUGUACAAGAGUGGCUUAUCCCAUGUAAGAAGCUAAAUAUUUCUGCUUCUAAGUGAUGAUCUCAAAUGGGAAGGAAAAUUUGCUGCACACCAGUUCAAUCAAUAUGGAUCUACUAUCUUCUUUGCUCUUUAUCCUUCCCUAUUCAAC
Messenger RNA from Uloborus diversus, 2465 nucleotides. RefSeq names its product cAMP-specific 3',5'-cyclic phosphodiesterase 4C-like. Bases 64 to 2028 code for a protein of 654 amino acids. Gene Ontology annotation, cellular component: nucleus; perinuclear region of cytoplasm; cytosol. The record is from RefSeq and is a predicted model, not a curated record. Gene Ontology annotation, biological process: signal transduction. Gene Ontology annotation, molecular function: 3',5'-cyclic-AMP phosphodiesterase activity. The transcript is spliced from 15 exons. Lineage: Eukaryota; Metazoa; Arthropoda; Arachnida; Araneae; Uloboridae.